Messenger RNA from Solanum lycopersicum (tomato), 1692 nucleotides. RefSeq names its product zeatin O-xylosyltransferase. Gene Ontology annotation, molecular function: UDP-glycosyltransferase activity. Lineage: Eukaryota; Viridiplantae; Streptophyta; Magnoliopsida; Solanales; Solanaceae. The record is from RefSeq and is a predicted model, not a curated record.
GUUGAAGCCAGCAUUAUGAUGUGAAUUGUCUGUAUCUCCAAAACUAUAUGGUCACAAUUCAUUUCUUUGAAAAAACAUAACCCUGCUUCUUCCAUGAAAAAAACUCAAUUAGGAGAUAUGGAGGAUCGGAAAGAAGUACGAAAUUCAGAUCAUGAAGUAGUUAUAGUCAUGGUUCCAUUUCCAAUUCAAGGACAUCUCAAUCAAUUUCUUCAAUUUUCCUGUUUAAUCUCUUCAUCAUAUGAUCUUCCAGUCUAUUAUCUUGGCUCUCCCACACUUAACCGUCAAGCUCGCCUUCGAGCCAACGCCUUAAAUCCUUCAGAUAUAGCCAAAAUCCACUUCCAUGACAUUCCAAUACCUGAAUUUGCCUCACCUCCACCUGUCUUUGAUGCCUUAAGCAAAUUCCCGUUACAUCAUAAGCCAUUAUGGGAUGCAUCUUUGCUUCUUCGCGAGCCCAUUGCUUCCUUUUUACGUGAUAUCUCCUCAAAAUCAAGACGAAUCGUUGUUGUUCAUGAUCCUUUUAUGUCCUAUAAUGUUCAGGAUGUUUCUUCCUUGCCUAAUGCUGAAUCAUAUAUAUUUAAUGGCAUUUCAGCUUUAAAUAUGUACUGUUUUGUAUGCAGAUUUAGAGGGAAGCCUGUCCAACUUGGAGAAGAAUUGCUUAAAAAGCUACCCGACCUUGAAGGAGGGAUACCUGAUGAAAUGAGGGACUUUACAGCUAUUCAGAGUCCACAUAUGGGUAUUAGAUCAGGUGAUAUCCUUAAUACGAGUAAAGUGAUUGAAGGUGAUUUUCUUGAAUUGCUGGUUGAAGAAAGUAAACAACAAUGGGCAAUUGGACCAAUUUUACCAACUAAACUCGAUCAUAUCUCGAAUAGAAACAACAUAUGUUUGGAAUGGCUGAACAAACAACCUCCAAGAUCAGUUCUUUAUGUAUCAUUUGGAACAACAUCUAUAUUUUCCGAUAGAGAAGUCAUAGAGCUCGCGAUGGGAUUAGAACAAAGCAGACACAAGUUCAUAUGGGUGUUAAGAGAAGCUGAUAGAGGAGAUAUCUUUACCGGGGAAGCUAGAAAACUUGAGUUGCCAGAAGGAUUUGAGGAAAGAGUAAAAGGGGUCGGGUUAGUGAUGAGAGAAUGGGCACCACAACCUGAAAUCCUGGCUCAUUCUUCCACAGGCGGGUUCAUGAGUCAUUGUGGAUGGAAUUCUUGCAUAGAGAGUAUUACUAUGGGGGUACCAAUAGCUGCUUGGCCUAUGCAUGCUGACCAGCCAAAAAAUGGUUUCUUGGUGACAGAAAUACUGAAAAUAGGCCUGACAGUGAGAGAGUGGGAUAAACGCGCAGAGCUAGUAAGUGCAUCCACGGUAGAGAAUGUCGUGAGGAAGCUGAUGGCAUCAGAAGAAGGUGAUGCAAUAAGGAAAAGAGCAGAAGAACUGGCAGAAUCCGUAAGGCGUUCCACAGAAAAAGGGGGUUCUUCUCGAAUAGAGUUGGAUUCUUUUAUCGCGCAUAUCACAAGAUAAACUUGCUUUUCACCAGAAAUUUCAAGUAUCUUGGUUACUUCUCGUUUUCAUUUUAAGUUUAUGUUCUGUAUCUGAAACUUUGUAUUUCUCUCUUAAUGAUCUUGUUUACAUUUCUCAGUUGUUUGCGUAUGUUAAAUUGGUUGUAUCCAUAUGUCACCGUUUUAUGGCAAAAGACUUUUCUUCAUA